UGAGGUACACUAUCUUUAAACAAAAAACAAAAAGAGGAGCCAAAGAAGAAACCUUAAAGAAACCCACUUGGAGGAUAAUCACAAUGACGUCACACCGCUAUCUAUCACAACAAACAUGGAGGAGUAUGCCCGUGAACCUUGCCCGUGGAGGAUAGUGGAUGACUGUGGAGGUGCUUUCACCAUGGGUGCCAUUGGUGGGGGCGUGUUUCAAGCCAUCAAGGGCUUUCGAAAUGCCCCGGCGGGAGUUGCACACAGACUGAAAGGCAGUGGAAAUGCAGUGAAGUUAAGAGCUCCCCAAAUUGGCGGUAGCUUUGCAGUGUGGGGAGGCGUCUUCUCCACCAUUGACUGUGGUUUAGUUCGCCUGAGAGGAAAAGAGGAUCCGUGGAACUCUAUAACAAGCGGUGCUCUGACAGGGGCCAUUCUGGCUGCACGCAGUGGACCAUUAACCAUGAUGGGCUCUGCCAUGAUGGGGGGAGUUCUGCUUGCUCUAAUUGAAGGUGUCGGAAUUCUCCUAACAAGAUACACAGCGCAGCAGUUUCAGAAUCCGCUUCCCUUCGCAGAAGAUCCUAGUCAGUUGCCUCCAGAGCGUGACGCGGCACCAAAGGCUCACUUUUAGUAGAGCCACAGGGGAGGGUGCCAAUUCACUUGUCACUGGUGAAGGGAUGCAGAGAGUGACUCCCGCUGAUGUGAAAGUCAACUUACCUCAGGUAGAAAUGACUCUGAAUUAUCUCUAGGGAAGUUGUAAAUAGUUUUUUUGUGAAUCGAGACAAUAGCUAUUGACACAAAUACACUGCUGCGUUAAGAUAUGAGUUUAAAUCGUUCCAUGAUUUCACGUGUAGCUCAUAUCAUCUUUCCCCAUUGAAACUCCAAAUGGAAAUGCAAUUUGCAGUCAAGAAUGAUGUGAAAUUUGAUGGUGCCGUCUAUCGGUACAGCUCAGAAAUGCAGCUUGUCUUAAAAUUUGCCCUGCAUCUCCAGAAAAUCGACCAAGUGUUGAAAAAGUUAGGGCGCUCGUUUAUCAACGUCAAUUAAAAAAAAACCUUCAGAUGUAGCGUUCAUUCGUUCGUCCAUUUAUUUAUUUAUUUGUUUAUUUAUUUAUUUAUUUGUUUGUUUGUUUGUUUGUGAAAUGCAGAUUGCACAUGGCAGAAACUGCCACUGGAGCCAAGGCAAUAUUUUACACGAGAAAAAGCACUUGGCACACCACGUACAAAUGAACACAAACACAAAAAAUGAUUGUACUUGUAUAGAUAAAUGAGCAAAUAUAUAUCAUUUAUCAUAUAAGUAAUUGACCAUUUUUUGUGAAAAUAAGGGGGAAAAGUAACAUUUGAUAAUUGAGAUCAAGGUGCAGUAUCCAGAGAAAACCCAUUGCAAGUGUGGGUCCCUCCCGGUGUUCUUGUAUGGUUUUUUUCUGGGUAGUCGGCAAACAUGCAAACUCAACACAGGGUUGUUGUUAUUUAAACAAUAGGAUUGCAACGUGAUCUUGUUUUCCUGUAUAGAAUGUUUAUUUUCUUACAAUAUUUAUUCAAGUGGCUGAAAUGAAUAAAGAUGUCAAAUGUUGGUAAAUCAA
Messenger RNA from Syngnathus typhle (broad-nosed pipefish), 1564 nucleotides. It is a transcript of the gene timm17b, whose product is annotated as translocase of inner mitochondrial membrane 17 homolog B (yeast). The transcript is spliced from 6 exons. Gene Ontology annotation, molecular function: transmembrane protein transporter activity. The record is from RefSeq and is a predicted model, not a curated record. Lineage: Eukaryota; Metazoa; Chordata; Actinopteri; Syngnathiformes; Syngnathidae. Gene Ontology annotation, biological process: protein import into mitochondrial matrix. The coding region runs from base 116 to 616 and encodes 166 amino acids. Gene Ontology annotation, cellular component: TIM23 mitochondrial import inner membrane translocase complex; mitochondrial inner membrane.